GAGCUAAAUUCAAGAGAUCGUAUAUACCUUUCCCUUUUAGAUUCUAAUUUUUGUGUUAUUAACAUGGCAACGGAGAUUUUGCGGCCUCAGGAUUGUUUAAUUGAACGGAUCAGGGUUCCUCCGGCGUCGUUUUCGCGGCGGAGAAAUUACCCCAACAACUACAGUAACUAUCAUAAUAGUAAUAAUUUUAGCAAUCAGCAUGCGGCGGCAUCAAGAUCCAGCUCCCGGAAGCCCGUUACCCGACCCGAUCAGAGGAAACGGGCUGUAGUUGCCAGUUCACCCCCUCUAGUUGCAGAGGCCGCCGCGCUGCCAUUAAGGAGACCUAGCAGCGCUGACGAUUCUAGGUUGUCCAGGAGUAGCGGUUUGGCGGUCGAUAAGGUGACGAUUCUCCGGAGGGGGCAGUCGCUGGAUUCGACGACGGCGCCCGCCGUGAAUAGCGACAUGUAUGCUGGAUCAGCGUUCGCGGUGUCUCCGUCGCCUAGCGCGCUCCCUCUUCCUUCUUUUCAGACGAAGAAGCAGCCCUCUCCGGCGGUGGAUGACUCCGCAACCAGAGAUCUGAGGCGUCUGCUCCGGCUCGAGUAAGAUUCGGGUCGGGUUGUCUGGGUUCGGGUCUAGUUGGUUCUUGACCCUUAUUUCCCUCUUCACCAACAUCUAGAAUCUUCUUCUCCUUUCUCUUCAUUUCUCCGUUACCGUCACUACCGUUACGGGUAGGUCCUUACCAGUUUGAAUUCCCGUCUCGACCGUGAUUUUUUUAAACGGAAGGAUGGGUCUGAAAUUGGGGGCGGAAUACGUUUGAAGAAGUUUGGAUUUAGUGUAAGAGCCGUGUGACACGUUUGUUUGCUGAUGGCUUAAAUAAGAAUUAGGUUCUAAUUUCAGUUUAGAAUUGGUGGAAAAAAAUUUGAAAAAAAAAAAAAUGAAGGAAGGAAGAACCGAAGAAGCUAUACAAGUUGAGGGAGUAACUAAGGGGGUUGUUCUUGUAAAAAUCCGGAAAGUGUUGUGGUUUGGUGGAUGUUGGAUGUGAAAGUGAAUGGUUUUCUAGCUCAUUGUACCCUUUUUGUAAAGUAUAAAUGUUAAAACUUUAGGGAGGUUUGAGCAAA
This is a messenger RNA of Arachis ipaensis, 1097 nucleotides long. RefSeq lists its product as uncharacterized. The record is from RefSeq and is a predicted model, not a curated record. Lineage: Eukaryota; Viridiplantae; Streptophyta; Magnoliopsida; Fabales; Fabaceae.